Molecule: messenger RNA, 2402 nt
Organism: Spodoptera frugiperda (fall armyworm)
Lineage: Eukaryota; Metazoa; Arthropoda; Insecta; Lepidoptera; Noctuidae
Gene: Serinc
Product: probable serine incorporator
Exons: 12
Coding region: 197-1552 (451 amino acids)
Cellular component (GO): membrane
Source: RefSeq, a predicted model, not a curated record
AAUGUGUCAUACUUCGUCGUCAUCGUCAAAUCAAUAAACACAUAUAGCUUGUUUUUCUAUUGAUCGGGACAUCGAGAACAAUGAAUUAGUGACUAUUAAUUUUGUCUAGACCAUUGUCAAAGUACAAGUAUUAUAAUAUCGGACUCAGCGAUAGAUAUUGAGGAUUGUGAAGGCAGUUAAUUGAAAAGUUUGCAGGAUGGGUGCAGUGUUGGGCCUUUGUUCAGCUGCUCAGUUGGCAUGCUGCUGUGGCAGUGCAGCAUGUUCCCUGUGCUGCUCAGCGUGUCCGUCAUGUGCCAACUCCACGUCCACUCGUCUCAUGUACACACUCAUGCUGCUACUUGUGAUGGUGGUAGCUUGCAUUACACUAGCUCCUGGACUACAAGAUGAAAUGAAAAAGGUACCAUUUUGUAAAAACUCGACACACUAUAUACCUGGGGACUUUAAAGUGGACUGUGAUCAGGCUGUUGGUUACUUGGCUGUGUACAGAAUAUGUUUUGCAACAUGUCUCUUCUUUGUUUUGAUGGCUCUUAUAACAAUUGGAGUAAAGUCUUCUAAAGAUCCUCGUGCUGGCAUACAAAAUGGCUUCUGGGGCAUCAAGUAUCUCCUUGUAAUUGGAGGCAUAAUUGGAGCUUUCUUUAUCCCUGAAGGACAAUUUGCUUCAACCUGGAUGGUGUUUGGCAUGAUCGGCGGUUUUGGCUUUAUAGUUAUACAACUCAUUCUUAUCAUUGAUUUUGCUCAUUCUUGGGCUGAAAGAUGGGUUUCCAAUUAUGAGGAAUCGGAGUCACGUGGCUGGUACGCGGCGCUACUGUUCUCCAUGCUUGCUGCCUACACCCUCGCAUUCAUCGGAGCCAUCCUGCUUUUCAUGUAUUACACUGAGCCAGAGGGUUGUGGCCUGAACAAGUUCUUCAUUUCAAUAAACCUGAUCCUCAUACUGGCUGCGAGUGGUAUAUCAGUCCUGCCGGCGGUGCAAGAGCACCAGCCUCGCUCGGGGCUGCUGCAGUCGGCCGUGGUCUCCAUGUACGUAAUGUACCUCACCUGGUCGGCUCUCUCCAACGGCUCCAAGGAUUGUAACACCAUCUCGUCCAAUGAGGAAGAAAAAGGAUAUUGGUCAUCCUUCGACAAGCAGUCUAUUAUCGGGCUGGUCAUUUGGGUCUGCAGUGUGUUGUACUCAUCCAUCAGAACUGCGUCCUCCUCGUCUAAAAUCACCAUGUCGGAGCACAUCCUAGCCAAGGAAGGCACAGGGCAAGGAGGGCUCAUUGCUAACGAAGAGGGCGCUGACGGCGGCGAGGCGGGCCGCACUGAGGAGACCAAGGUGUUUGACAACGAGGGCGACGGCGUGGCCUACUCCUGGACGUUCUUCCACAUCGUGUUCGCUCUAGCCACCUUGUACAUCAUGAUGACACUCACAAAUUGGUACAACCCGAGUUCACAGCUUUCGAAGGAGAAUGUCGCCUCGAUGUGGAUCAAGAUCACAUCUUCUUGGCUGUGUGUGGGUCUCUACAUCUGGACUCUGGUCGCACCAGCCAUAUUCCCUGACAGAGAAUUCAACUAGUUGAUUUCUUCUUGUUUCAUGAAUGGGUGUUUUAUGUUAUACUGGGCUAAAUGCGAGUCAAUGCUAUGCUAUAUUCAGCCCCAAAAUGUAUAAGCUUGAUUGGCUCUAGUGGAGCAUAGAACAACUAAUAAUUUUAAUCUGAUUUUAAUUAGUAACUUGCCUUUAAAAUUUUGUCUUUAAAUUCUUGUAGAAAAUAUACCUCCAGUUUCUCAAAGGCUUGUCAAAUUAAUUAACAACUACGUGUCAGUUGCCAUUAUGAUCAAAUAAAACGAUUUAUACUUGUAUUAUAAGUGAAGGCUAUUUUUGUCAAGAUGAAUCUGAAUCGAAAAUGUGAUGAUCUCACACACCCACCACUCAACCAACGAAGCAUUUAGUAGCCAGUCGACAAUCGUAUUUAAAAAACUAAUUUCAAUGUAAAAAUAAACAGCGCAUUGUAAAUUCUUGACAAUAAAGUAGUUUCAUUUUUUAAAUAUUCAUUUAAAUAUUUCAAUUGAUAUUUUUACACGAUUCUAUCAAUACUACAACCCUAGUAACCUAAAAUAUCAAAUGUCAGUAGUCAAAACAUAGCCUUCUUAUACGAAUGUCAAGAGAUUUAAACGCUGACUAGAUUUGAUCAGCCUUUCAGAAACCGAGUGUUAUUAUUGUAAUAAGUCAUGUAAAUCCUUAAUUAUAAGAUCUCAUAAGAUUAUUUUCUGUAUUUCGUUAUAGCUAAAAUAAAAAAUGAAAUUUAUUUGUCCACAAAUCGUUAUUGCAUUUUUUAGCAUUAAAAUCGGAAUGUUAUAAUACUGCUUUAAAUAUCUGUAUCUACAACUAACAAAAUAAUUUACCAAUACAUUCAGUCUACCCACUA